Scomber japonicus (chub mackerel) is the source of this 3800-nucleotide messenger RNA. RefSeq names its product selectin P (gene selp). The coding region runs from base 1 to 3570 and encodes 1189 amino acids. Lineage: Eukaryota; Metazoa; Chordata; Actinopteri; Scombriformes; Scombridae. Gene Ontology annotation, cellular component: membrane; external side of plasma membrane. The record is from RefSeq and is a predicted model, not a curated record. Gene Ontology annotation, molecular function: calcium ion binding; oligosaccharide binding; sialic acid binding. Gene Ontology annotation, biological process: leukocyte tethering or rolling; response to cytokine; heterophilic cell-cell adhesion. The transcript has 20 exons.
AUGUUGCAAGAAUCAGUAAAUGUUAGACAAAGCCUGCAUCACAGGGUGCUGAUUGCUGUAUUGAUUGUACUUGUCCAAGACCUGAGUAGUGGAGGAGGAGCGCAGGCAUGGACCUACAGCUACAGCACCAGUCCAAACCGUAGAUGGCUCGAGGCCCGCGAGUGGUGUCAGCAGCACUCAACAGGCAUGGUGGUCAUCCAGAACCAGGACGAGACUGACUUUCUCAACGAACUACUGCCAUAUCACUCCAAAUAUUAUUGGAUAGGCAUCCUCAAAGUAAAAGGAAUGUGGACCCGGAUAGGAACCGAAGAGGUCGUGGGCGAAGAGAAUCAGAAUUGGGCACCAGCAGAGCCAGACAACAUAGCAGGCCAAUAUUGUGUGGAGAUGUAUAUUAAGAGGGACACUGACACGGCCAAGUGGAACAAUGAGAAAUGCACCAAAAAAAAGGGAACUGUCUGCUAUACUGUCUCAUGCAAGCAGGAUUCCUGCAGUGCCCAUGCAGACUGUGUAGAGACCGUAGGGAACUACACGUGCCAAUGCCAUCCUGGUUUCCAGGGACCACGCUGUGAAGAAGCAAUCACAUGUGAACCCUUGCUGAAUCUAGAACAAGGUUCUCACAACUGUUUGCAUCCCUUUGGGUCCAAUCGUUUCAAUUCUUCCUGCCAUUUCCACUGUGAGCUCGGCUUUCGGUUGGUAGGCGCGCCCCAGCUGCUAUGCCAAGCCAGUGGACACUGGGACCACCCUGUUCCUCUGUGUCAAGCUGAACAGUGUCCAGUUUUGAACCACACCAAGAUCAGUGGACGUAAUAUGAACUGCAGCCACCCCAUUGCACCUUAUAGCUACAACUCCACCUGUGAGAUCAGGUGUGAAGAAGGCUAUUGGCUCAGUGGACAGGACCAUAUACGAUGUGACCAUACAGGCCAGUGGACAGCCAGUGUCCCAACAUGUUCAGUGCAAAAGUGCUCCUCCAUUUUCUUUCCAACGGGCAACAUGACAUGUGUGGACACUGUGGAGCCUUUCUCAUUUGGCUCGGAGUGUAACUUCUCCUGCCAGGAAGGUUUCUACCUGAUUGGGGAGAACACAAUCACUUGUUUGGCCUCUGGAAAUUGGAGCAAACCUACACCUACAUGUGCAGUGGUACUGUGCGACAGUCUGAUGGUUCCACCUCAUGCUUCAAUGAAAUGCCAAGAUCCUCUAAGUGCAUACAGCUAUGGCUCAGUAUGCACAGUCAAGUGUGAAGAGGGAUUUGAUCUGAUUGGCACAAACAUGACAAAAUGUUUGUCACAGGGCAACUGGAGUCAUGCACUUCCUCUUUGCCAGGCUAAGAGGUGCCAUCCAAUAAAUUCUCCCCCUCAUGGUUCCCUAUCUUGCAAUGACACGAAUGGCUCCUUCAGUUUUGGUUCUAAGUGUGUCACAACAUGUGAGGAGGGUUUCCUAAUGAAUGGAACAGCUGAAUCUGAGUGCAACUCCCUGGGCAUGUGGAGUGCUGAUAUCCCUCAUUGCCAGGCUAGGAAAUGUCCCACUCUGAACUUUCCCCCUCAUGGCUCCUUUGUCUGCGCUGAUCCUCAUGGAGAGUUCAGUUUUGGUUCUCAUUGCACAACAGCUUGUGAGGAGGGUUUUGUCCUGAAUGGUACAGCUGACACAGAAUGUACUUCUGUGGGCACCUGGAGCACAAACAUCCCACGUUGCUUGGCUAGGAGAUGUCCCAAUCUGAACUCUCCCACUCAUGGCUCCUUAGCCUGCUCUGAUCCCCAUGGAGUGUUCAGUUUUGGCUCUCAGUGCAACUCAACAUGUGAGGAGGGUUUUUUCCUGAAUGGAACUGCUGUGACAGAGUGUACCCCUGUGGGCAUUUGGAGCACAGAAAUACCUCACUGUCCUGCACGCCCAUGCCCCCUACUGGUUAAGGCUCCACAACAUGGGACAGUGAACUGCAGCCAUCCAUACUCCUUGUUCAGCUAUGGCUCCCACUGUGACUUCGAAUGCAAUGAGGGUUUCUUGCUGAGAGGGAUAUCAGCUACGACAUGCAACAAAUCAGGCGAAUGGAGUCAGGACGUACCCACCUGCCAGCCUAAGAGAUGUCCCACUCUGAACUCUACCCCUCACGGCUCCUUAGCCUGCUCUGGCCCACAUGGAGCAUUCAAUUUUGGCUCUCACUGCAUGUCCACCUGUGAGGAGGGUUUUGUCUUGAAUGGGACAGCCGACACAGAGUGCACCUCUGUGGGCACCUGGAGCACAAACAUCCCACGUUGCUUGGCUAGGAGAUGUCCCAAUCUGAACUCUCCCACUCAUGGCUCCUUAGCCUGCUCUGAUCCCCAUGGAGUGUUCAGUUUUGGCUCUCAGUGCAACUCAACAUGUGAGGAGGGUUUUUUCCUGAAUGGAACUGCUGUGACAGAGUGUACCCCUGUGGGCAUUUGGAGCACAGAAAUACCUCACUGUCCUGCACGCCCAUGCCCCCUACUGGUUAAGGCUCCACAACACGGGACAGUGAACUGCAGCCAUCCAUACUCCUUGUUCAGCUAUGGCUCCCACUGUGACUUCGAAUGCAAUGAGGGUUUCUUGCUGAGAGGGAUAUCAGCUACGACAUGCAACAAAUCAGGCGAAUGGAGUCAGGACGUACCCACCUGCCAGCCUAAGAGAUGUCCCACUCUGAACUCUACCCCUCACGGCUCCUUAGCCUGCUCUGGCCCACAUGGAGCAUUCAAUUUUGGCUCUCACUGCAUGUCCACCUGUGAGGAGGGCUUUGUCUUGAAUGGGACAGCCGACACAGAGUGCACUUCUCAGGGCUCAUGGAGCACCGAUAUUCCACAUUGCUUCGCUAAGAGAUGUCCCAUUCUGAAUUCUCCAACUCAUGGCUCCUUAACCUGCUCUGAUCCCCAUGGAGCGUUCAGUUUUGGCUCUCAGUGUAAAUCAACAUGUGAGGAGGGUUUUGUCUUGAAUGGAACAGCUGAUACAGAGUGUACCUCUGUGGGCACAUGGAGCACAGAACUAUCUCACUGUCUGGCACGCUCAUGCCCCCUACUGGCCAAUGCUCCACAACAUGGGAGCAUGAACUGCAGCCAUUCGUAUUCCCCUUUUAGUUAUGGCUCCCGCUGUGACUUUGAAUGCAAUGAGGGCUUCUGGAUGAGAGGAACAUCAGCUACAACAUGCAACAACUCAGGCCACUGGAGUCCAGAUGUGCCCACCUGCCAGCCUGUACAGUGUGAGGUCAUCCAUCCCCUGUCUUUACGUCUGUCAAUGGAAUGCUCCCAUCCCCUGGGGAAUUUCAGCUUUGACUCCCAGUGUCGUUUCACCUGUAAAGAGGGGUUCUUUCUAAAUGGCACAGCGGUGCUGAUUUGCUCCUCAACUGGAUUGUGGAGUGAUACACUUCCUACCUGCAUAGUGGAGGGAUUGCCAGUGGGGUCUGCCUUGUUGCUGUACACUGGCGUAGGAGCAGCCACUGCUAUCGUGCCACUUGUCCUGAUAGGACUGGCUUUGGGGAUGAUGAGACUAUUCAAAAAAAAAGAAACUCCAAUGAUCGCUGAUGAAGAUGGGGCAUGGGAGCAGCAAGAGAAUCCAGCAUUUGAGUUAUAACAGUUUUGUUUGUUUAUUUUGUGUUUUCAAUUCUGUAGCAAAUAAUGUCAAAUACAUUUGAGCUUGCUUUUAUGAUACAUAGCUUGCUAGUAAUGAUAUGAUACUGGUAUCAAAAGAUCCUUGUUGGAUUGAAUUUCAAAUUAGUAGAUCCUUAAUAUAUAAGAUGCAUACCUUUAAAAAUGAAUACCUGUUAUUAAUGCCUAAUGCACACUCAGUAUAGCUUUUGUAUU